Emiliania huxleyi CCMP1516 is the source of this 1110-nucleotide messenger RNA. RefSeq lists its product as hypothetical. The record is from RefSeq and is a predicted model, not a curated record. Gene Ontology annotation, cellular component: perinuclear region of cytoplasm; nucleus; cytosol. Gene Ontology annotation, biological process: nucleocytoplasmic transport; activation of GTPase activity. Gene Ontology annotation, molecular function: GTPase activator activity; small GTPase binding. The transcript has 3 exons. Lineage: Eukaryota; Haptophyta; Isochrysidales; Noelaerhabdaceae. Bases 1 to 1110 code for a protein of 369 amino acids.
AUGAUGCUCGUGGACCUAGAUGACGGAAGCGAGGACUCGCUGUUGGGAGCGAUCGUGAAGGUGCUGGCCGAGUCGGUCCUCGCUUCCGCGGUCGCCCUCAAACGAUGCAGCCGCCGCUUCAAGGUACUCGCCGCCCCGCUGGUAGCAAGCGCUGUGGCAGAGACAAACCAGAAGUGGCGGGAUGCAGCAGCCAAAAUCGGCUGCCGAGGCGGAGCUGCGAUAACAUACGGGCUCGAGCGCAACGAGGUGCUGACUAACCUCAACCUCAGCCACAAAAACAUCCGCCACGAGGGGGCCGCUGCGACCGCCGAGGCGCUGCGCGGCAAUGCGGUGCUCACCGACCUCAACCUCUGCCACAACAAGAUCCGCGACGAGGGCGCCGCUGCGAUCGCCGAGGCGCUGCGCGGCAACGAGCGCAACAUGCUGACCUCGCUGGGCUUGGCUUGCUGCAGCAUUGGCACGACUGGCGCUGCAGAGAUCGCCGAGUACAUGUCGGGCAGCGAGGCGCUGACCACCCUCGACAUCGGCAUGAAUCUCAUCUUCGCUGAGGGCGCCAAGGCGAUCGGCGAGGCGCUCAAGGUCAAUGAGGUGCUAAAGUCGCUCAACCUCAGCGACAACAGGACUGGCCCCGAGGGCGCCAAGGCGCUCGGCGGCGCCCUCGCGGUUAACGCGGUGCUGACCGACUUGAACCUCCAACAACAAGAUCCGCGACGAGGGCGCCGCUGCGAUCGCCGAGGCGCUACGGGGCACGAGGUGCUGACCCACCUGAACCUCCGGCACAACCACUUCGGCGAUGCGGGCACCGCUACGAUCGCCGAGGCGCUACGGAGCAACCAGGUGCUGACCACCCUCGACCUGAGCAGCAACGGCCCGAUCACCGCUCCGGUCGACCUGAGCGGUGAGUACGAUGCAUCCGGCAUCGCGCUCGCGGACGUGGAGGUCAACGAGGUGCGGCUGAAAACACUCUUCCUCGGCAACAACCGCAUCCGCGCGGAGGGUGUUACUGCGAUCGCCGAGGCGCUGCGAGGCAACGAGGUGCUGACCACCCUCGAUCUUUGCGCAAACGAUUUGGGCGACGAGGGGAAGGGAGUGAUUCGGGGUGUGCGGUGA